AUAUCCCUGUUCCUGAGCCAAAGUGUUACUGACUCUGCUGAAGGAGACAAACUUCUUUGUAGAGCCAAAAACUACUUUGAGGCACUUCCAGUGAAGGAGAGAUGCUUCCCUCCCACACCCCAAAACAUUUACAGUGACAGCACUGGUCAAUAAGCCCAUUGCCAUGUUAGAGCCAACAGGGCUGGGGCCAUGGAGUGAAUGAAGACCUCUCAGAUGGUCCAAAUGGCAGUCUGACAAAUAUCACCUCUGAGGUGACACUGAUGCAAUCCACCUGGCUGUGACCAGGGAGGUGGAAUACAUUCCCUGCAUACGUUGUGCUGUGAGGACAUCUUCCACAGGAGGAUCCCACAGGGCUUUACAGGGAUCUGCAGGUCACUGUGGCCACCAGCACCACCCUUCUCUCUGCACUGCUGCAGCCAAGCACCAGGUGCUUAAGGUGCCAAAUUUCGGGUUACGAGUUACAAAAGGUGUUUUCAAGCUUUUUCAAGCCAAAAUGAUUCCUAGGUGAACCUGGAUUGCCAUGCUGCAGCUGGGAGGGUUUGGCUCUGCAGUGCCUGUAGGAUGUUUUCUGCUGAGGGUAUGUUCAGAAGAAACAGGUUAAGUUUCUCUCAUGCCACUAUUCAUUUUCCAUGUGCUAUAAUACUGUAACUGCCCCUGUGAAGCCAAGGAGUGGGCAGGUGAAAGCAGGGCAUCCCAUCCAAGGCUGAGACAUGAUGCCAGUGGGAGCAGCACCAGCACUCAGGCACUGUCCUGCUCACAGGGUGGCUACCCAGGGACAACUGCAACUGUACCCCUCUCUGUUUCUCGUGGGCACCUGCCUCUUCGUCCUCCUCCUGCUCAUCGUCUUUCUCCUUUCUUGCUGGCACCACUCUUUGAAAGGAGCAAGGCACUGAUGACCUUUCUGAUGGGGUUGGUGGCAAAUUUUCCUUAUUCCUGGGCUUCCUUCAGACAGGGCUUCCCACUGCCAUGCAGACACAGCAAAGGUCUCCCAGAGAGGGGCUUUGGGCCAUGUCUUUCCUCUGUGAAUGAGGUGCCAGUGGCCUGCGCCACUGCUACCACUGAUGCAUGUUGACAUCCUGUCUCCUCUAGCCAGUGCUUUCCCCAUAGGAAGACCCUGGGGUGGAGCUUGGCAAGCUGCAAGCAGAGGUCACUUUGGCAUCUCUGGCUGGGGGUGUUUUGUGCUGCUGUGACUGUGCUGACCAUUGCAGGCACCAGAGGAUGUCCUGUCACAGGCUCUGUGCAAAUGUCACAGGCAGCUUGCUCCUCUCCCACUCAGGCUCAGUGAAACACCUCCCCCAAGCACAACAUGUGUGGUAUGAACGUCCGAGGUGUCACCCUCAGUCCCAGCUAUUACAUGGGGUGGCUUGUGAGCCUCUGUUCCUACUUCAUUGGGAGAUGCCUGGACACUUCACAGCUCCCUAGCAGUCUCAGAGUUGCUGGGGCUUGUUCCUUGUGCUCAGGCAGCCUGUCAUGUCUAUUUAGGAGGCACAGAACUGCCAAAUUCCCAUUUGGUGAACACAUCUUUUUCCACAUUGAAUGAUUCCUAGGUAUAUUCUCUGCCACCAACACUAAUAAAUUUGUGAGUGCUAUUUUAAACCUGCAUAUGGAUAGUGGAGAUUCAGCUUCAACACUGUCAGUAACUCCUGUGACAAAGUAAUUUGUUCCUGGUUUUGAUUUCUAGUUUCAGGUAUUUUAAGAGUUAAUACCCAGCAGAGCUUGGUUGUCAUGGCUUGACUCAUGUACAGAACUUUGACCAAUAUCACUCUGCCCACCACGGACAAAGAAAGCCAAACAUCACCACCACAUGUGCAAUAGUUGCAGAUAUUCUUAGUUCACAGAUAUUUACCCCUCUGCCUUUGGAGCAAUGGUGAAUGCAGGUGGACAUUGAAAGAGUUUGGGAGAGAUAAGAGACCAUUCCAAAUGGGGAUCUUUAGUGGCACAUCUGUGGACUGAUGCCCAGUGAGGUACUGUUUGUUCAAAACAAACAAAAAAGUUAUGAGAUUUGCCUGAAUUUCAGUAAUGGCACCAAGCUAUAGUGAGGAGCAGCAGUAUUUAAGGAGAUAACACACACUUCAGAUGUUACCUGUUGCUCAGCAGCGCUGCUCUUUCCCAUGUAUCUUGUGUUGUUGGGAAAAUCAGACACAGCUAUGGGAUGGAAGCCGUGUUGGGUCAGGAUAUGGUGGCAGUAGGUACUUGGUAGAGUUAGUGGAAAUUCAGUGCUGUUCAGGGCUUUAUUGUCAGUGAGACCAUUCUGAAGUGUGCAUGUUUUGGGUGAUAUGGACUUGGCAGCGUUCAGAUUACACUUGGACUUGAUGAUCUUAAACAUCUUUUCCAACCUAAAUGAGUAUGAUUCUGUGAUCAUUUCCCUUUGGUAUUUCUUUCUGUGCUUGGGUGAUUGUGGUGGGAAGGUGCCUUCCAAGGAGAAAUGUUUAAGCAAACAUGGUGCCCUUUACCAUUGCUGGCUAUUGGCAGCAUUGGACCAUUCCCCUCAGACAUCUUCACCAAAAGUUCUUGGAGCAGAGGAGAGGCAGUGCUACUUUUUCUCUCCUAGCCAGAGAAACUGCAGAACAGGGGCAGCAGGUGGGACGGGGGCACCCAGGUGAAAGACGGGGACACUUCAAAGACAUGUGGGGGAAAUUGCAAAUCUCUUCCACUGACGUUCAUAUAAACGCCCAAAGUAAAAGGCAUACUGAUUAUUCAGAGAUAAACCUGAAAUGUUUCCGUUUCUCUAAGUGUCAAGUACAGAGGCUGUAACACAUGUCACAAAGAGGAAAAGAUAUUUUAGGACUGUGCACCGCAUCAGUGAGGACCUUGCCUGUGGCUUGGCAUUGCAGAGUAAGCUCAGGUAAAUACUGCCAGCCUAUAUAAUAAAUGAAGGUAUGCCUGCUUCUUAAAAAUAUGUCAUAUAAAGACAAUUUUUUUGCACUCUUUAAACACAGUGUUGGAUUAUGGAGAGGAACUUGACAUACCAGCUGGGCAGAGGCGGCUCUGAGGACAUGUCGGUGGGUUACACAUUGCCAACAUCUAACUCCCCUGCAGCCUAUGAAUCCGCCUUUUACUACCCAGACCUGGGCAUCAUCUGUAAUGCUGAAAAUAUUCCAGCAUUUUCAUCUACCUUUUUUCCAGUGCUGUACUCCCUACUGUUUGUGGUAGGCCUUGUGGGAAAUGCUUUGGUGAUUUGGGUUCUAACAGUUUUCAAGAAAAUCAAGACCAUGACUGACGUGUAUCUGCUGAACCUCGCCAUCUCUGACCUUCUCUUUGUUUUCUCCCUCCCCUUCUUGGUUCGGUACUCCGUUAUGAGUCAAUGGACUUUUGGAAAUGCUAUGUGUAAGAUCAUCAGCUCAGCUUAUUUCAUUGGUUUCUACAGCAGCGUCUUCUUCAUAACCAUCAUGAGCAUUGACAGGUACUUGGCCAUAGUCCAGUCUGUCUAUGCUCUGAAGAUUCGAACAGCUGCCCAUGGGGCUAUCACCAGCCUGGUCCUUUGGGUAAUUGCCAUUUUAGCAUCAAUGCCAGACUUAAUUUUUUACCAGGAAGUAAAUGACAAUAACCAGAUUAAAUGCAUCCCUCAUUAUCCUGGUGGCAACAAUGGCUGGAAGACUUUCAGUAAUUUUGAAGUCAACAUCCUGGGGUGGUUGAUCCCUGUUGGUGUCCUCAUUUUCUGCUACCACAGCAUCUUGAAAAACCUGCAGAAGUGCCAUACCCAGAACAAGUACAAAGCAAUAAAACUGGUUUUUAUUGUUGUAAUUGUGUUCUUCCUCUUCUGGACUCCCAUCAACAUUGUGCUUUUUUUGGACUCUCUAAGGAACAUGUACAUCAUUGAUGACUGCCAGACAAGCCAAAGGCUAGACCUAGCUGUGGAGCUGGCUGAGGCUCUCUCCUUCGUCCACUGCUGCCUCAACCCAGUUAUCUAUGCCUUUGUGGGUGAGAAGUUCAAGAAGCAUCUCUGUGAAGCUUUCAGAAAAUCUCCAUGUUUUCUCUUGAUCUGCAAAGACUACAGAGCUUUCAGUGGACGCAGCCUGGACAAGAACUCCUCUCUGCACACAAGGUCCUCACAGUCGUCUUCUAUUGGUACAGUCCUGUAGAACUACAAGUCAAAAACUAUCAUCCUGGGCAGGUGUCCUAAAGCUGGGAAAUCCUCCCAGAAGGGAAUCCACAGAGAUGGACUAUUUGUGAAACAUUUUAUGACAGAAAAAGUGGAAGCAGCUGCUUGAUUUCGCUUUUAGUGUUGUUACUUUUUAGAGUCUUUUUUAGCAUCUUCCUCCUUUUCCCCUAGCACAUCCUGCCCUGCCUGCUUCAUAAAAAGGUGGUGGAAAUUACCAGCAGAUUCCCACAUUGCCUGAGCAGCAUGGAGAGGUGCCUUAGAAACAUAUCUUCCACCUCUCAGAUUCAGUACUGAAAGGAACUGUUUAUGUUUCCAAACUCUGGACACUUGGCUGCUCCUUCCCUGGUCUCAGCAGACUGAAUUGGCUUUGUGAGCAGGGAUAGGGCUCACUGCAGGAGUGGGAACCUGCUCUUUGGUGGGAAAUGGUAUCCAAGUUUAAGGUGUCAUGGCAGGGACUGGCUCCCAGUUGACAUGUCUGAAUGAGGCUUUCAGCCCCAAAAGAGCCUGGUGAAUAAUUGGAUAAGCAACAAAGAAAUAAAUACCGUCCACAUGUUUUUGUGAAAUCAAUGUGAAUUAAUAUCUAAGUAUGAUCUUGACACCCCAUCUUUUACCAGGGCCUGCAGCUUCUUGGCUGGAAGGGUUUGGAAGCUGUAGCCCUAUAAAUAAUGCUGUGGGUGUCAAAAAACAACACUUACAGGAAUGAAUGAGACCUGUAGGAACGGGCGGAGGAAUAGUUACCAGGAAAAAGGCUGAAGAGUGGAAAAACUAAUGAGUGUGAGCUGAGAGAGUGGUAAGAGUGCUAUGUCAAAGCUUUCUGUGGACCUGCUGACUGGUAAGCCACAGGCCAGGGUGGUGUCUGCUCUCAGCAGAGCCCUGACCUGCUGGCUGAGGAGCUGGCUGUUCCGCAGAUGCCUGGAACAGGACAGAGAGAGACAAAAAUAGGGGUAAUACCUCAAGCAUCCUGCAACUCAGGUGAUAUCUAAAGCAAACAGCACUGGCUGGUUUUGUGUGGCCAGAGGCCCCUAAAAAACACAGAUGGCAGUCACAUGUCCUCAUGAGGGAACUUUUUGAACACUUUAAGCAACUGAUGUGCCAGUGUGGUCACUGCUCUUGAGAGUACAACUGGGUUGGCCUCCUAGUUACUGUACCAACUU
Molecule: messenger RNA, 5256 nt
Organism: Pseudopipra pipra
Lineage: Eukaryota; Metazoa; Chordata; Aves; Passeriformes; Pipridae
Gene: CCR8
Product: C-C motif chemokine receptor 8
Exons: 2
Coding region: 2949-4082 (377 amino acids)
Biological process (GO): immune response; calcium-mediated signaling; cell chemotaxis
Cellular component (GO): membrane; external side of plasma membrane
Molecular function (GO): C-C chemokine binding; C-C chemokine receptor activity
Source: RefSeq, a predicted model, not a curated record